UAUAAACACCGCCCCCAUGUCAACAGUCGCGUUGCGUGAGAUCUUGGCAGCGCUGACGGGCGGGGAGGUGCUGGAGGCCUUGGAGGCAGCCCGCGAAGCCGCCGGCAAUGACAUGGUCGCGCUCAUGACGAGGGUGUUUCCCCUGGUCACCCAAGUCACGGCGCAAGUGAUCGGGAAGUAUGGAUUCACACAGGAUGGUGUAGGAGCCAUUCAGUUCGAGCACGUCAUGAAGAGCCUGGGGCAGGACGACCCCGAGAUAGCGAGACUCCACACGCAAGUCCGGUCGUAUUUCCUGCCGGCGGUCGUCAUUCCUCCCUCAGGGCACCCAUGAGCGGGUGUCAAUACAAUAGGACGAAUUAGAAUGCAUUUGAGGAUUUGUGCGGCCGUGUCGAAGCCGGUUGGUAAAAGACUCCAAAGUGUACUUCCUUGUUCUCUCCUCCAUGCUUCAGGGAAAGUGAUUUUCCCUGAAAGCAGGCAUCAUGAGGAUUCCUUCAAACGAUUGAUUGCGCUUUCCUGUUGAGAGCUUUCUUUUACACCUUAUUUAGUAUUCCUCUUUUAUCAAUCUAGUUUGACUGUUAUAUUUGAUGUUUGAAUGUAUCCUACCAAAAGGAACGGAAAUAUCGCCCUGAGUGUAAUCAGUUUCCUGUUCAAGUGCUUGCCAUGUUUAUCUUGUAAUAAACACACACACAUACAAACACUUAUACAAAACUACUCCAUGUUAAAUACUACAAAAUAACUCAUAGACAAACCCACUUCAAAAAUCUACACAGAACUAACAUCCAGACUCAGAUAUAAAAAUGAACACCCACAAAAUCCCACACAUACACACAUAUGUACACUUAUGAAUGCAGUAUUCACCUGUGUGGUUCUGUGGUAUAUAUUCGAAUGUAAGUUUAUAUCAACACCAGUAGACAAAGAGAAAAAACAGGGAAAUGAUUGUUAAAAACAUGAGUGUUUUGCGUUAGUCAUAAUUAAACAUAUUCUUCCUAUAUACAUGUUGAUUGUAAGCUUUAGAAUUAUUACUGUUAUUUCUGUUCCAAUUACAAAUAUCUCCUGUCUUAGAAUAGUUGAGUUUGGUUUUUGAAUUCCUUAAUUUCAUGCCUAUCAUAGACAUUCUCUGUUGUAAGUUCACGCAGAAAAAUGCUGGCUGCCAUACUGAAGCAGCACAAGAGGCAAUAUUUUGAUGUCAGCAUUUCCCACCCUGACAGUUCUGUUGUUUACAAUAAGUGGUAUUAUAUUUUACAUUUAUA
Molecule: messenger RNA, 1250 nt
Organism: Penaeus chinensis
Lineage: Eukaryota; Metazoa; Arthropoda; Malacostraca; Decapoda; Penaeidae
Product: protein C10-like
Exons: 2
Coding region: 17-331 (104 amino acids)
Biological process (GO): post-embryonic development
Source: RefSeq, a predicted model, not a curated record